GGGUGCAAGGCAAGGAAAUUUGCUGUAAAGAGCUCACAAAACCUGUUAAAUGUUCUAGUGACCCUCUAUGUCAAAAACUCUGUAUGGAGAAGGAGAAAUAUGAAGAUGGUCAUUGUUUCACAAUCCUAAGGAAGUGCUUAUGCAUGAAGAGAUGUAAUGCUAAAACUCUCGCAACAGAACUGCUUGAUUGAAGAGUUCCUCAAGCAGUAAUUAAAUUUGAUUAUGGAUUUAGUGUCACACAAAAUUAAAUAAAUAAAGUGUUGCCUUUCUUAAAAGGGUAACUUAUAAUGUUGUGUUCUUGGUGUAUAGUAGCCAUUUGACACAUUAAAUUAAAGUUGUGACACAUCAUUCCUUCAUGUAUCUUCUAUUAAGUUUGUGUGUUUUAAUGAAAAGAGAUCGUUUACGGUCUAUAUGUAUGAAA
Capsicum annuum is the source of this 421-nucleotide messenger RNA. Its product is annotated as flower-specific defensin-like. The record is from RefSeq and is a predicted model, not a curated record. NCBI's taxonomy places the organism in Eukaryota, Viridiplantae, Streptophyta, Magnoliopsida, Solanales, Solanaceae. Gene Ontology annotation, biological process: defense response.